Entelurus aequoreus (snake pipefish) is the source of this 3107-nucleotide messenger RNA. It is a transcript of the gene prss12, whose product is annotated as serine protease 12. The record is from RefSeq and is a predicted model, not a curated record. NCBI's taxonomy places the organism in Eukaryota, Metazoa, Chordata, Actinopteri, Syngnathiformes, Syngnathidae. Bases 146 to 2632 code for a protein of 828 amino acids. Gene Ontology annotation, biological process: proteolysis. Gene Ontology annotation, cellular component: membrane. The transcript is spliced from 13 exons. Gene Ontology annotation, molecular function: serine-type endopeptidase activity.
UCCACCUCUUGAUGUUAUUUCCACCGUGAGCGAAAGCUCCAGGAUCCCCCCGCGAAAGCUCCAGGAUCCCCCCGCGAAAGCUCCAGGAUCCCCCCGCGAAAGCUCCAGGAUCCCCCCGCGGAAGCUCCAGGAUCCCCGCGCAGGCAUGGAAGCGCUCGUCCUCGUCCUCGUCGUCGCUCUCGCAGCCGCACUCCUGUGGCCGAGCGGCGGCCGCUCUUCGUCCAUUCAGCCGGUCAGCGACUGCGCUCAGAGCCGCGGGAGAGGCGCCUUGUACCGCGGCGCCAUCGACGUCACCGAGUCCGGCGCGCGGUGCAUGAAGUGGAGCGACGUCGGCGGCGUGACGGAGCGACAUCCGGGGAAAGGACUCGGGGAACACAACCAGUGCAGGAACCCGGAUGGAAGAAUCCGAGCUUGGUGCUUCUUCAGGAACCAGCGAGGCAGGCUGGACUGGGGAUAUUGUGACUGUAAACAAGGCUCCGUCCGUCUGCAAGGGGGUCGCUCCAGACUGGAGGGCAGGGUGGAGGUCUACCUGGGCGGCGUGUGGGGCUCCGUGUCCGGAGACGACUGGAGAGAUGAAGACGCCACGGUGGUGUGCAGACAGCUGGGCAGAGGCUUCUCAGGCCGUGCUGGCGCCCUCCCUCUACCUCGCCCGAGCACGGCCAAGCUCCACUGGCAAGGCGUCCGCUGCCAAGGAGACGAGCCAGACCUUCUCCAGUGCCCUAAAAGUGCGUGGAAUGGAGGGGAGUGCUCUCUGGUUGCUGCUGUUACCUGCACCAAGCAAGAAGCAUUGCCCAUUCGGCUGGUGGGCGGACGCUCGGGGUCAGAGGGCACGGUGGAGGUCUUCCACGCGGGCCAGUGGGGCUCGGUGUGUGACGACCAGUGGGACGACAGCGAUGCAGAGGUGGUGUGCAGACAGCUGGGGCUGAGCGGCGUUGCAAGGGCGUGGGGCCAGGCCCAUUUCACACAGAGUUCUGGCCGGGUGUGGCUGGACGAGGUGAGAUGCACAGGAAAUGAGCUGACGGUGGAGCAGUGUCCCAAAAGCAGCUGGGGGGAACACAACUGCCUCCACUCCGAGGAUGCUGGAGUAUCUUGCAGCCCUUUGACAGAUGGUAGCGCUCGGUUAGUGGGCGGGGCCAGGAGCCACGAAGGACGCUUAGAAGUCUUCUAUCACGGUCAGUGGGGGACAGUGUGUGAUGAUGGCUGGACGGAUGCAAACACACAAGUUGUGUGUCGCCAACUAGGCUACAGGUUAGGCCAAACUCUGGUCCCUGAAGUACUAGAUAUCACCCCUAACCCUCGCUUCGGUGUGGCGUCUGGUCCUAUUCUCCUGGACGAGGUGAGCUGCGCUGGCAAGGAACCCGGCCUCCUGCUGUGCAGAAGGAAGGAGUGGCUCCGCCACGACUGCACGCACCACCAAGAUGUCAACAUUGCAUGCAACCCCGAGCGCCUCGGAGACGGGAUUACGGCGAGUGUUCCUGUGAGGCUGGUUGGGGGAGAAAGCCCCAGAGAGGGGCGGGUGGAGCUUUACCUGUCUGGCCAGUGGGGGACGGUGUGUGACGACGGAUGGACCGAUCAGGAAGCUGAAGUUGUGUGUCGACAGAUGGGAUACAGCGGCGUGGCCAAGGCCCGUGUGAUGGCGUACUUCGGCGAAGGGACGGGCCCCAUUCACGUGGACAACGUGAAGUGCGGCGGUGACGAACGCACCAUCGCCGACUGCAUCAAACAACAGGCGCCCGCCACGCACAACUGUCGCCACAGCGAGGACGCCGGAGUCAUCUGCGACUACGGCUACAAAGAGGUCAAAGAUGCUGUCCGCCCGCUUUGUGGCGUGCGGCUCGUGCACACUCGACAGCGGAGAAUCAUAGGCGGAGAAAACUCUCUGAGGGGGGGCUGGCCCUGGCAGGCUGCCAUACGCCUGCGGGGGUCGCCAGGAGACGGGCGCCUGGUUUGUGGCGCCACCCUGAUUGACAGCUGCUGGGUCCUCACCUCUGCACACUGCUUCAAAAAGUAUGGCAACGCCAGCAAGCAGUACAAAGUGCGGGUGGGUGACUACCACUCCCUGGUCCCCGAGGAGUACGAGGAGGAGCACGCCGUCCAUCACAUUGUCCUCCACCCCAACUACCUCUCCACCAGCAGCGACUACGACCUGGCGCUGGUGCGUCUGGCGGCGGGCCGGGCGGGGGCGGCGGGGGAGUGCGUGUCAUUCAGCCCUCACGUCCUGCCAGCCUGUCUGCCACUCAGGAAGGAGAGAGCGCUCAAAGGAGGCAGCAACUGUCACAUCAGUGGCUGGGGAGACACAGGCCGUGCGUACUCCAAGACCCUCCAGCAGGCGGCGCUCUCCCUCCUGCCGCGCCGCCACUGCCAGCAGCGCUUCCACGCGGCGUUCACCAGCCGCAUGCUGUGCGCCGGCAGCGUCCAGGAGGACCGGCGCGUGGACAGUUGCCGCGGCGACAGCGGCGGGCCUCUGGUGUGCGAGCGCCCGGGUGGGGGCUGGGUGGUUUACGGGGUCACCUCCUGGGGUCACGCCUGCCGGACGCAGCAAUCGCCCGGCGUUUACACCAAAGUGUCCGCCUUCAGCUCCUGGAUACACAAAGUGAUAGGACGCCACGCUGCCAAAUAUGGACGGCCAUGACCUGAUUGGACUGCUCGCGUGUCACAGGGGGUGUCCUAACUUUUGCCAUUUGGAUAUUUUUCAUUUUCCAAAACCAAUAGAAUAUGUAUUGUAACCGUUCGGGCUCCGCUUGUAUUUGGUCAACAUUGAAGUUCCCGGGGACCCAAAAGGGCCUCAGUCUUUAAAGUGUUAAAAACAUGUCAAAUAUGUUUAUUUCUAUUUUUACUUUCAAUGCUAAAAUAUCUACAGAUACACUUUAGAUUCAUCCCUUGACAUGUUUACAUGUUUUUAUGUUUUAUGCCCUUUUUGUCAAAGAAAAGACAAAAUAUGCAAGAUGUCCCCCCAAAAGUUCCAAGUGGAAUAUUUGAUGUGAAGUAAUAACAACAUUCAAUCAAUCAAUAACAACAUUGAUGUAUCGAUCAGUAUUUUUCAACAAUGACAGUGUAGAAAAAAACACAGGAUUCAAACUCAUGGCCCAGGGGCCAAAUCUGGCCCG